UUGAAAUAGAAAUAGAAAAUUGAAAUAAAUGGUGCGCAUUAGUGAGGAGCUGGUGCGCAAGAAGUCGGAGCACAAUGAGCGGCUCAUAAGCACGCUGGAGGAGCUGUCGCUGCAUCAGGAGGACAUUGAGUGCAUUGAGCAUUUGCAGAACUGGUGUCGGGACUUGAAGAUUCUGCUGCUGCAAUCGAAUCUCAUUGGGCGGCUGGAGAAUCUGCACAAGCUAAAGCGACUGGAGUAUCUGAAUGUGGCCAUUAACAAUAUUGAACGCAUUGAGAAUCUGGAGGCGCUGGAAUCGCUGCAUAAGCUCGAUCUAACGCUCAACUUUGUUGGCGAGCUGACCAGCGUUGAAUCGCUGAUUGGCAACUAUAAUCUUCGCGAGCUUAUACUGACGGGCAAUCCAUGUGCGGAUUAUCCGCAUUAUCGCGACUAUGUGCUGGCCACGCUGCCGCAGCUUGCAAGUUUGGACUGCAAGGAGAUCUUGCCCUCGGAGCGACUUCAGGCUCAGCGUCAGCUUGUCCACAUUCGUCCCAUUGUGGUGCAAUGCCAAGCUCAGCAGGCCAUGGAGCGUGAUGAGCAGCGUGUGCGCGUAGCCGAGCAGCAAGCAGCGCUGGCCGAGCAAUGCGCCGACAUUGAGGACGAGGAGGAACGCAGUCGCGCCUUUUGGAACGCCAAGUCGGAGCAUUGUCCUGAAAUACGCCGUGAGAUUGCGCGCAUGCAUCGUCUUGGCCGGCAGAAGCAUGAGCCAGCCAGUGCGCAGCUGCUGGAGCCGCUGAAGCGUGUGCCUCAUCUCUUUGCACCUUGCGGUCGUCCCUACAAUCUCAACCAGGCCAAGCUGCCGUUCAAGUUCGAGGAUGAGCCUGGCGAGUAUAUACUGCAUCUGGAGGUCUACAAGCAUCUGGACUCCUCGCUCAUCGAUGUCGACGUGCAGCCAAAUUAUGUGCGCGUCACUGUCAAGCGUAAAAUAUUCCAGAUCGCCUACAGCGAGGAGGUCAAGCCGGAUGAGUCCGAAGUGCAGCGCGCUCAGUUCAGCGGCCAUUUGCUCAUCAAGCUCAAGAAGCUGCAGGCGAAUGAACUGCUCAGCGUCAAGGCCAAGGCCAAGCCCAAGCCAAAGCCAAAGCCUAGCAGCGCUGAAAAGGAACUACAAGGAACUGUGGAUAUCGGCAACAUAAUUCUGCCGCCCGAUUUGCCAGAUCUUAUCUAAAUGGAUUUAAAGAAGACGCGUGUGUAUUUAAAAAUGGUUUAUUUAAAUAAUUUGUUUUUUUUUUUUUUUGUCAUUUGUUUUUUGGGAUUUGUUUCACGUUUGUCUCUGCUGUUGCUCCUGCUCCUGCUGUCAAUUAGUUCAACACAUCAUCACUUUGCGCUGAGCUGACCUCGUGUGUUGCCAAGCUUGCCAGUUGUCAGUAUAUAUAUAUAUAUAUAUAUACUUAAAUAUGUAGUUACAUUUUAUGCAUUCUUGUGUGUGUGUGUGUGUAAACUUAGAUUGUAAUUUAAAAACAUUUUUGCAAAAUCGAAUCGAAACACAAAUAUGUGAAUUUAUACAUAAAAUUAUGUGUUUUCUUUUUCUUUCUUGUUUUCCAUACAUAUAUAGAUAUAUGUGUGGACUGUAAACUGUAACGCAGGUUGUUGCUAAGAUUUACGGAAACCGCUUUUGCCAAAAUAUAAUUUUUAUCUGCAAUGCUACAUAAAGUACACUCAAGUAUAUAUAUCAAAAAAUGUUUUGAAUUUCUUUGCGUAUUUCUUUUUGUCACUUUUGUGUUUUUUAUUUUUUUGAGUUGGUUUUUGUUUUUUGGUAUUCGGUUUAAAUAACUAUGUAUAUGCGAUUCGUUUUCAGAUUGAUUGGCUUUUAUAUUUAUAUAUAUGCACUAAGUCUUAUCUUGAUUGUUGUUUCUUAAAACCAAAAACGUGAAAUACAAAAAUUAUGCGAAUUAUAGAGUUAUCAAGUGGUUCACUUUGUUUGCUACGGUAAACAGGCACUGUAAAUGAAUAAAUCAUUUCUGAAUCAAUAUCAAUUAAGUUUUAAAUUAUUUUUGUUCCAGCUAAUUACUUAAAAUUCAAUUCAA
Molecule: messenger RNA, 2060 nt
Organism: Drosophila busckii
Lineage: Eukaryota; Metazoa; Arthropoda; Insecta; Diptera; Drosophilidae
Gene: tilB
Product: protein tilB
Exons: 3
Coding region: 29-1201 (390 amino acids)
Biological process (GO): outer dynein arm assembly
Cellular component (GO): cytoplasm
Molecular function (GO): protein binding
Source: RefSeq, a predicted model, not a curated record